Molecule: messenger RNA, 943 nt
Organism: Tribolium madens (black flour beetle)
Lineage: Eukaryota; Metazoa; Arthropoda; Insecta; Coleoptera; Tenebrionidae
Product: keratin, type I cytoskeletal 9-like
Exons: 5
Coding region: 157-882 (241 amino acids)
Source: RefSeq, a predicted model, not a curated record
ACACCGAUAUUUCUGUUAUAACAAAUAGGUGCAUUAAAAAGCACUUGGUGUUAAAACAUACAUAUUUCAUUUUUUCUGCAUUAUCUUCCCUAAAGGGUGGUUUUUGUUGACCGUCAAUAAAUUCGGCUUAGGGCGUGCUUUAUUUAGGUUCGAAACAUGUGUAAAAGUGUGGCGCUUUUUUUCCUGCUGCUUCCUGCUGUUUUCACUCUUCCAACACAAGACGAUUUAAUGCAGGAACUGGGAGACGACACCGCCGUAGUGGAGUCCACAGUGCGAGAAGCCAGAGCCAUUGUUCCUGAACACAUCGAGGAUCUCUUACAACCAGGAGUUAAAGAAGCUUUCUUGCACACUUACGGUGACAAAGAAGACGCCGAUGGGGACGUUCAGGGGUACCGCAAGAAAACGCAAGAUAAAGGCAGCGAUGGAUAUAACCAUUUCGACAGUUACCACAAGAAAGAUGGAGACAAAUACGGAUAUGAAAUCCACUCAGAGUAUGGGAAAUCGGACAAAGCUAGUGCUGGAAAUACCGGAAAAUCUGGGAAGCACUCCGAUGGUGAUGGUGGAUCUGAAACCAAAAAAGCGUACAAAGUAGUUGAAAAUGUCAAUGAGGGUAAAAAGGGCGUAAGCGCUGUUGAAGAUUAUGACGGCGAUUCCGGCUAUUACGCCGAUUCCGGUGACUCGGAAGGCUACACGGAUGGAGAAUCUGAAAAUUACAGCGAAGGAGAAGGAGAAUCCGGAGGAUACGUCGAGGGAGGAGACUCCGAAUCGGAAUAUUACGGAGGAUAUGAUGAAGGAGAUGGUGAUUCAGGUCAUUACACAGAGGAUGGCGACGAUGGAGCGGAAUAUAGUGAAGCAGAAACCGAGGACGACGAUGAUUAUUGAUUCUCGUUUGAUACACUUUGUUACCUGUUUUUAUUGUUAAAAAAUAAACAAAAUUGUUGCC